This is a messenger RNA of Jatropha curcas, 1347 nucleotides long. RefSeq names its product NDR1/HIN1-like protein 13. The record is from RefSeq and is a predicted model, not a curated record. Gene Ontology annotation, biological process: defense response to other organism. Lineage: Eukaryota; Viridiplantae; Streptophyta; Magnoliopsida; Malpighiales; Euphorbiaceae. Gene Ontology annotation, cellular component: plasma membrane.
UUCCUAAAUUAGUGUGUUUGGAUGAGCUGACAAAAAAUAAUCUAGCAAAUGGGUUACAACAAUAACACAUUAGUUAAAAGUUAAAUCCCAAACGAGUUAAUCAUGUCUAAAAUAGAAAAACAAAUUAAGUUAAUACAAAAAGGCAGGGUAAAUACUCAAAAAUCUUCCAUGUCCACACAUAUGUAACAAUGUCCUUAAGGAAUGGAGGGAAUUUCCUUUCCACUUCCAAGAUUGUUGGCUGAGAAGGAGAAUAGCCUUUCUUUCUUCUUGUCCAAUCUCUUUGGAAAUACGUCCACCGUACUUAGGGUGUAUACCCUUUAGGACCUUUAGUCUUCAAUGGGAAAGCCACCUCCAUACCAGCCAAAGGAUGUCAUGUUGAACAGUAAUCAAGCUCCCACCACCCUUAGACCUCCUCCUCAGAGGCGACAUGUUCCUCGCUACCAAGACCAUUCUGGUAAAUCCAGUGGAAGUUUUUGUCUAAAAUGUGUCUGCUGUUGUUUUUUCUUCUGGCUUAUUUUGAUCAUCCUUUUAGCUGGUGCUAUUGUUGCUCUUUUCACCGUCUUCGAGCCUGAAAUACCCCAUUACAAAGUUGAACGUUUCGAUGUCAAUACAUUUGAUCUCCAGCAAGAUUUCAGUCUGUAUGCAGAAUUUGUUGUGACUGUUAAAUCUGAAAACCCGAAUCAGCAUAUAGGCUUUCGAUAUGGAAAAGACAGUUCUGUUAUUGUAACGUAUAGAGAUUCUACUUUAUGUAAAGGAAAAGUUCCUGCCUUUCUUCAGCCUACUUCAAACACCACUAUGAUUCGAAUAGUUCUGAAAGGAAAAAGUGCAUUCGGAUCAAAGCUUCAAGAAGCUCUAAUGCAAAACAGAAAUACUGGAAAAAUUCCUUUACUUGUAGAGGUAAAAGCACCUGUUUCUGUCGUGGUUCAAGAUUUCCCUUUCAGACAAGUUACAGUUUUUCUCAAUUGUUCUUUGGUUGUCAACAACUUGUCGCCAAAAACGAAAGCAAAGAUUCUUUCAAGUCAGUAUUGGUAUGCUCUCGAGGUUUAACAAUCUGAUAAACAUCUCUUUUCUCCUUCUUCUUGUUAAUAUAUUCGUCUUUUGCUGCACGGAGGGAAAGCACAUGAGCGUGGAAUGGAAGAGAUUGGGAAUAUCGACAAAUGAAAUAUACAUAUAUAAGCAUUUUGCAGGUGUAGAUAUUGUAUAAUAUAGGCUCUUGUCCGAAUUGAAAUUUGUAUAUGUGGUGUUUCUUGAGAGAAAUGUCAAUUUCUUGUAAUAUGUCUCACCCACUUGCCAUUGUUUUCACAAUUCAGAAUUAGAAAUGUUCAAUAUUUAUUUCUUGAUCCUCCA